Messenger RNA from Coffea arabica (coffee), 1587 nucleotides. The record is from RefSeq and is a predicted model, not a curated record. Lineage: Eukaryota; Viridiplantae; Streptophyta; Magnoliopsida; Gentianales; Rubiaceae.
AUGAGUACCCAUCCAGAAUCAUCUGAUAGGCCCGCAACUACAUCACCGACUGACUUGACAAAUCUGGGAGCUCAACUGCGUGAAGUUCUAAACCGAUUUAAUGAGCUGAGUGUUGGAAUGAUGGCCCAACGGCGAGUAAUCGAUCAAUUGGUAGCUAGUGGUGCUAGCGGUGAACAACAUGAGCCCCUACCUCCUGGCCACUCUGAACCUCAACCCAUAUUUUUACCUUAUAUUCAAACCUCUGUUACUUCACAAGUCAUAAACCCACCUGAGGAAGUCUUUACUUAUCCCACUCAUGGCCCACAACCUGCUCAUGCACCUUACAUCCAAACUAACCCUCCUCAUGUCCAAAUUCCCCAAAAUUAUCCGCCAAUUACUAUGAGCAUGCCAUUCGAGCCACAGGGACCUUAUUAUUACUCUACCGCUGAGCCAUUCACCCUAGAUACCGCUGUUCAAGGGAAAGUUGAAGCCGGGGAGUCAUCCGCACCAGUGGAUAAGAAUUUGGUAAAGCGAUUGGAUCGGUUUGAGGAGUUCAUAAGGGAAAGCCAAGGCUUGAACAAACAAGGAGGGUUUGACUACAACGAUCUGUGCCUAUUUCCUGAUAUGCAAUUGCCAAUGGGUUUCAAAGCACCCAAAUUUAGCAAGUACGAUGGAACUGGCAAUCCCAAAACACACCUUCGGAUGUUCGCAAACAAACUUGGAAAACCGAUAGAUGAUGAGAAUUUACCUUACGAAUAUAAUUGCGAGCUUGCUCCAACGAGGGCCACACUUGAGGGGACUAAAAGAAAACCAUCUGAGGACCACAAGACGUACGCGAAGAGAUGGAGGAAAUUGGCCGCCAAGGUGGAGCCUCCUAUGAUUGAAAACGAGAUUGCCGGAAAAAUUGUUAAUGUGUCAACAUUGAAGAUGCAACUAGAGGCUCUGCAAGGCCAGAAUAACAGUGGGAAGAAAUCCCAAUUUAAAGGAAAAGAAGAGGAAACUGCUUUUGUUGGGGAUCAGGGCCCCUCGGCCAGACCUAGAUUUUCAAACCGCCUUGUUUAUUCAUCACCCUAUCCAUACUACCCAAACUCCCGUCCUAUCCACCAUACUACCAUUAACCAUUCUCGACUUCGACCAAAUUUACUCACACCACCCUUUCAAAAUCCUCAACCAAAUUUCAAAACUAGACAGCGCCCUCCUUUUAACCCAAGACCUAUUCCACCCCUUAGCCCAAAUUACUACUACCAACAAACCAGUGACACCCAAAAUUCAACGUCACACCGAACUUUCACCAAUCUAGGUCGGCCUGUUGACCAAUUAUAUGAGCAAUUGAAAGCUGUCGGGAAAAUUGGCGUUAUACCUCCUAAGAUCUAUUCUAAGCGCUUUCCAUCUGACUAUGACCCUCAAACAGUCUGCACUUAUCAUUCUGGAGCUCCCGGGCAUUCCACCAACGAUUGUCGGGCAUUGAAACAUAAAAUCCAGGAUAUGAUCGAAGUCGGAGAAAUAGUGCUAAGGAAAAAGGGUGAACAAGGACCGAGCAUAAAUACAAAUCCCUUUCCCGAACACAAGGACGUCUUUGAGGCAUCCAACCCCAAUGAAGAAAUCUGA